This is a messenger RNA of Drosophila sulfurigaster albostrigata, 1270 nucleotides long. RefSeq lists its product as uncharacterized. Lineage: Eukaryota; Metazoa; Arthropoda; Insecta; Diptera; Drosophilidae. The transcript has 4 exons. Bases 65 to 1183 code for a protein of 372 amino acids. The record is from RefSeq and is a predicted model, not a curated record.
GGAAGAGAGACUCACAAACAUACAUUCAAAAUUCAAAGGAGUAAAAAUCAAAAUUUUUAGUAAUAUGAGUAAGGUACGGAUACAAGCACCAACCAGUUCCAACAACAGUGCAACGUCGUCUGAAAAUAGUGAAACGCAAAGCGUAGAAGAACAUCCAACGGUUGUGACAGAGACUAAUCGAAGUGCUGCAUUAAUCAGGGCGAAAACUAGUUGGAGACGCAUGAAAGAUCUGGCGGCAGAGAAAGAAAAGGAGAAUGAGGCCAAGCGACCUCCUUGGCGUGCUGUUAGUGUUUCGACACUUGCUAAACCGGACAAGAACGCUUUGCUCCGUGCCAAGCUUUUGGAUGCAUCUAGACGUCUGAGAGCUGGCAAAGCAAGUGUGGCGCUUCAGACAGAUUUUGUGCCCACCAAAUUGCUAAAAGAAGCUAGCAUUGGGCCGCAGUACGAUUUAAUUUUGUACAAAGAUGUUGGAAUUUUAACAGAUGGCCAAUAUUCGAUCAAAAAGGAUGUGCAUCAGCAAUAUAUUCUAACAUAUUCUAUAUCGCAAAUGACCGAUUCUAUUGGCACUUCCGAUGUCGCCACACAAACUCUUUUGCCCAAGGUGUAUAAGGAUAAUGUUACCAAUUCAUACUCCGUCGAUCUUAAUAAUUACGACAACGAUGAAAUAUACCAUGUAGAAAGGAGAGUCCAGGAUCAACUUAAGAAGAUUCGCUACUUGGAUUUGUAUGGAGAGGACCAGGACAAUGCAGUAGUUGAAUCAACAGCAGAGCAGCAAGGGAUCAAGUUGAAUCCUACUUCGGCAUCGUGGCAUUUUGAAGAUGACGUUAUUGAAAUGGAUGACGCGCAGCAUUUCAUACCCUAUACCAUUGAGCCCUUUAAGCCAUGGAUCAGCUUCAUUCCCUUUCCGUUUCGUCUAAGUGGUAAUACAUUAAUAGGCAGACAGAAAAUUGAUUGGUACGCUUUGCUGCAGUCAAUUGAUGAUUUGAUUCGAGAGUCAAAUAAUUUGGUGGACAAAUUGGAAGGUAUGAUACAAGAUAGGAUUGCAAGGCGACAAAAUGUCCUUCGAACUACAAACGAUAUAAAAAAAUUUGAACCAAGUUCCUUUGUUUUUCCCUCUGAGCAUUGGCUACCAAUAAUUGAGAAACAGGAAAUGGAAUUGCAAUCAUUGAUUGACUCUAAAUAAUUCAAGUAACAAUAUUAGGCUUUUAUUUUUUGUAAAAUAUCAUAUCAAAUAUAAUAAACGGAUUUGAUCAGUCACAAAGUAUAAACU